UUGUACAUGACAUUAAACACAUUUUGCAUCCAUGUUUCAGACAUUACCAGGACCUGCAGCUGCUAAUGCUCAACAGAUAAGGCUCUGGUUUUAACUAUGACUUUUAAUAAACGGCCUAUCAUUCUUCUCAAUGGGACAAGUGGUCUUUGUUUCCUGAAGGCACCAAAGGAAGGGGGGCGGACUGUUGGGGGAGAGGAGGAGUGUUUGGGUUUCAAUGGGAGGAACAUUUUGAAGAGCCAAGGGUGAAGUUAUUGGAGCUGCUCACAUAUUGCAGCACAGAGAACAAGACAGAUUGGGAAACUGAGCCAAAAGAAAGAACUUUUUGUGUGACACAGUAAACCAUGGAGCUGGAGCAUUUAGGUGGUGGUGGGGUUAAACCCGAGAAGGGCAGCAAUCGUCGCUACAAGAUAGCUCUGGCCAUGUGUGUGUGUCUCUGCUUUGCUCUGCUGCUUGCUCUCAUACUGGUCUCUCAAAAAUCCAGUCAGGAGGAGUUCUGUCUGACCCCAGAAUGCAUUGAAGCAGCGGGGUCUAUUCUCAGCAAAAUGGAUCGCUCUGUAAACCCUUGUCAGGACUUCUACAGUUACUCUUGUGGAGGUUGGUUAAAGGAAAACCCCAUUCCUGAAGAUUCAUCCUCAUACGGCAUCUAUCCUUGGUUGCGACAGCAUGUUGACCUCAGACUUAAAGAGUUAUUAGAAGCUCCUUCAGAUGCUGAUGAACUCCAGGCUGUAACCAAAGCUAAGAUCCUCUACCGCUCCUGUCUGAAUGAAUCUGUACUGGAGGAGGCCGAUGCCAGACCGAUGCUGAAAACCCUCAAACAGCUUGAGUUUCGGUGGCCUGUAGUGGGGGAUGGGCUUGGUGGGGAUUAUCAGUGGUCUCAGAGUCAGUGGAAUCUCCUGAAGACACUGGCUGAGAUGAGGAACCAGCACAGCAAGAGUGUCCUGAUUCGCCUCUACAUCUCCCCCGAUGACAAAAACUCCUCCCACUACAUUAUCAAGCUCGAUCAGGCCUCCUUGUCUCUGCCCUCCAGGGAAGACUACACCACCAACACUUCCUCUGCUCAGGCGUACCGCGCAGCUUUGCUCAGUCUGAUGGUGGACGUUGCCGUUAUGCUGGGGGCCACACAGAAAGCAGCACAGACCCAGAUGGAGAACGCUCUGGCCUUUGAGACCAAAGUAGCUCAUAUCCUGAUUCCCUACGAAAACCGCACCAGCGAGAGCAUGUACAACAGAUACACCCUGUCUCGCCUGCAGCGUUCCAUACCACAGUUCAACUGGCUGGAUUUUGUAAAAGCCGUGGUUGAGACUAAAGACGAUCCAUCUCGAACCAUCUCCUCGUCCGAGCCUGUCAUCGUCAGAGCGCCGCAGUACUUUAAAGACCUCAUGAAACUCAUCGACUCCACAGAUCCGAGAACGGUGGCUAACUAUGUCCAGUGGAGGACUGUCUUUUCCAGGAUCACCACUCUGAGCCGCCGUUUCCUCUACAGAUAUCUCGACUAUGCUCGGGUAACCACGGGAACCACUUCGCUGACCGCACGCUGGGAUAAGUGUGUCAACUACGUUGAGAACUCAAUUGUUUAUGCCACCGGGCGCCUCUUUGUUGACACGCACUUCCAGGAGGACAAGAAGCACAUGAUGGAGGAGCUGAUAAAGGGCAUUCGAUGGGCGUUCAUUGAUAUGCUGGAGAAGGAAAACAACUGGAUGGAUGAACCGACUAAGAAAAGAGCCAUUGAAAAGGCUCAUGCAGUCCUGGCUAAGGUUGGGUACCCCGAGUUCAUUUUGAAUGACACCUACCUCAAUGAAGAUUUACAACAGUUGCAGUUCAAUGAGAAGGAUUACUAUGGUAAUGUGAUGCAGACUCUGAAGUUCAUCGCCCAGUCAGAUAUCGCUUGGCUUCGGAAAAGCGUCCCUCGAACAGAGUGGUUUACAAAUCCAACAACGGUGAACGCGUUCUACAGUUCCUCAACAAACCAAAUCAGAUUCCCUGCUGGAGAGCUUCAAAAACCCUUCUUCUGGGGAAAAGAGUAUCCAAGAUCUUUAAGCUACGGUGCCAUUGGUGUGAUAGUUGGACAUGAAUUAACACAUGGCUUUGACAAUAAUGGUCGCAAAUAUGACAAAAAUGGAAAUCUUGACCAGUGGUGGAGCAACUCAUCUGUAACUGCCUUCAAUGAGAAGACUCAGUGUAUGAUUGACCAGUAUAAUGACUACUACUGGGACGCGGCAGGCCUAAAUGUGCGCGGUAAGAGGACUCUGGCGGAAAACAUUGCAGACAAUGGGGGGAUAAGAGAAGCAUUCAGGGCGUACAGGCGGUGGGUGGAUGAGAGCAGAGGAGGUGUGGAGGAGCCCCUGUUGCCAGGAGUUGAACUAAACAACAAUCAACUCUUCUUCCUCAGCUAUGCACAUGUGCGAUGUAACUCAUACAGACCAGAAGCAGCCAGGGAGCAGAUCCAGAACGGAGCCCACAGUCCACCAAAGUACAGAGUUAUUGGAGCGAUGAGCAACUAUGAGGAGUUCCAGAAAGCGUUCAGCUGUCCUGAUUCAUCAGUUAUGAACCGAGGAGCGCAGUCCUGCCGCGUGUGGUGAUCCCAGCGUUACACUGAACUAAACAUGAGCUGUCAGCAGGGCGUCGGCUGAAAAGGCUGAUAAUGCUGGACACUGCCAACAUAGUUUACAUGAUGAGGGAGCAAAAAUAAACUGUUCCUUCUGUAAAAUACUCACAUUCUUAGAUUUAACAUGCUUGAGUAUUGAAUGGAAUGGACCAUUUUUGGACUGAAGCCAUUUCUCAUUGGCUUAAAAAUAACCAGCUUUCUUUAAACACAUGUAUUUACUGUAUUUUCUGCAGUUAAUGACAUAAAUUAUGACUGAAUCCAUGUGGGAAAGAACAUAAUUUAAAAUAUGGUCAGAUAUUCAGCAGUUAAAAAUUUUCUGUUUUUUUUAGAAUUCACACAUAAAUGUAAAUGUACGAAUAUAUAGUUUUUCUACUCAGUGAUUACAUAUAUUCCAGAUGUAUUUUAUCAAUUAGCACAGAAAAUGACUAAGUUAAUGAUUUAAGGUAAACCUCAGGUAAACCUCUACAUAUGUUUAUAAAAACUGUAAACCAACAAUCAGUUAAUGUUUAUUAAUUUCUUAAUUCCUAUAUUUUAUCUUUUCUUCUUUGCGUAAUUGUGAGAAACAAAACUGAGACAGCAAGCUAACCUCUUAAAAUCAUUUAAAAGCUUCAUUUAACUUUACCAAAUACUGGAUUUUAUAUAUGGAUGCUAAUUGUCUUGAUAUUCUCUAAUUCAUUUAAUUUGAGUCCAAAAUCUCCUUUGAUAAAUCUCAGCUCUGACUUGGUUUCUGUUCUGUGGUAAUAUUUGGUUUUACUCUGUAGAAGGAAAAUUGUAGGAUACUGAUUGAACAUAUUAGCAAUAAAAAGUGAAUUAAACAUUCAAUAGAAUAUUGCUGGCAAUAAGAACCUGCUUACACCUAAGCCCAAAAAGCUCCACACUACAAUGUCAAUCCAUGUCAUCAAAUAGCAUUUUAUAUAUUUGAUCUUAAAUAUACGAACCUCUGUUUAUCUGAGAGGGUUUUGCAAUAUUGUUUACUUUGCAAUGAGCUCCCUAACUAUUUAAACUGACUAUAACUUUUUUGUGUUAAUGUAAGACUUAAAUAGAUUUUUUAAGACAGAAAAUUUAGUUUAUAUACUUAUUUCUCCCUAAAAUUAAGCAGUUUCAGAAAAUGUUGUCCCAGUAGAAUUACUUUCCAACAAGUCAAUUAGUGUUCAAUUUUGCAGCUUCCUUGGUUGCAAUAAAUUAAGUCCAAGUCAUGGGUUUGCAAUAUCAUGCUCCACUAUAUCCUAAAUAAUACCCUCAAUCUAUUAACAUUUAUGCACUGUUAUUUUCUGGAAUUGAUUGGGUCUGUCGUGUAGUAUAUAGUGACAUUUAUCAGCACAAAUUGCAGCUGACUAAAUACUCCCAACCUACUUUAAAAUGUUCAUUGUGUAAAGCAAAGAGCUGCUUCCGAUCCAGUAUUUCCCUUUUUUCCUGCUUAGCUACUGUAUAAACAAGCUGAUACAACAUGAGGGCAAGAAAGGUGAUCCAUACCAUUCACUGAUAAAAUUCACUGUUUUUAUUAUUAUAUGGCAUUUCUGCCAGUGGAUUAUACUAAAUGUUGCACACUGGAACUUUAAAGCUGUGAUUGUUUCUUGUAAGAAAUAAAGUUCAGUGCAAUCCAUUUAGACACAAUCCAAUUCAUUCCAAUUUCAAGUGAUCCAAUUAUGUGUAAUCCAGUUUAGUCCAAUUCAUAUCAUGCUAAAUUCAUUACAAAUUGUCCAGCUAAGGAAACCAAUGAGUUAUAUCAAAGUUUAAUUAAAUCCAAUGCUCAGAGCUUGCGCGAGGUGGUGGGUGAUGGAACCAAUCAGAAGUGUCUCUUAACAGCAUCAGACCAACAACAAAACCAGACUCAGGAGGGAUGGCGUAGGUUGAGAAGACAGGACAAAGAUUAAAACAAACACAACCAGGCCACGGUUAACUGCUGCUAAAAAGAAGCUGAAGAGAAAUACAAAAUACAAAAGCUAUGGCAUGUAAAGAGAGGACGGUGAAAAACGCUGCUCAGUGCAUCAUGGAAGGUCUCCCGGAUAAAUUUAUUGUGAGUGGUCAUUACCCACUGAAGAGAGGAUAAAAUCUGGAGAAAUAUCAAAUUUAAUCAGCCAUCUGUAAUCUGUAAUCAUUUCCCAGAAUCCAGUGUGGAAAUCUAACGUCCUGUUUUAUGUAAGAAACUGUUCAAAACCCCAAAUACAAGAGAUUUAUUAGUUAAAACCAAACUUUAAUUUUCUGUUUUAUUUUUUUUUUAAAUAGAUUUAUUGCAUUAUCAUUGCCCCAAAAAGUCAAAAUUAUGUAAAAUUUUCUAAAUUUUAAACAUCAUUGGCUCUACUGUGCUAGUUUAAAGCAUUUCAUAUUAUGUGGCAUCUUUAUUUACAUUUAUAUAUUUUUAUUUAUUUUCCAUAAAUAUGAUAUUUUUGUAAUGUGCUGAAGAAUUCUGCUUUUUAAUUCUGUAUGUUUACAUGCGUGAUCUGUUCUGUUUUUAUUUUCUGUUGACUUAUAUUAAAACUCUAAG
Molecule: messenger RNA, 5090 nt
Organism: Melanotaenia boesemani (Boeseman's rainbowfish)
Lineage: Eukaryota; Metazoa; Chordata; Actinopteri; Atheriniformes; Melanotaeniidae
Gene: phex
Product: phosphate regulating endopeptidase homolog, X-linked
Exons: 23
Coding region: 342-2579 (745 amino acids)
Biological process (GO): protein processing
Cellular component (GO): plasma membrane
Molecular function (GO): metalloendopeptidase activity
Source: RefSeq, a predicted model, not a curated record